Messenger RNA from Blepharisma stoltei, 1104 nucleotides. NCBI's taxonomy places the organism in Eukaryota, Ciliophora, Heterotrichea, Heterotrichida, Blepharismidae. The record is from the annotation of a GenBank genome assembly.
AUGGAUACAGAAUAUGACUAUUUAUAUAAAAUUGUACUUAUAGGGGACUCAGGAGUUGGUAAGUCAAACAUUCUUCUUCGCUUUACCCGAAAUGAAUUUAACAAGUUAAGCUUACUUAAGUUAAUGUUUCGGGCGAUGAGCGGAGUCAACCACAAAGCAUCACCUAGUCUUGACCUCAAAAAGCAAGUAUCCACAUACCUUAGAGUGCAAAUGAUGAAAAUGGAAGGCUGCUCUUUUGGAUUUCCUAUCUAACCCACUUGCCAGAGGGAUUAGCUCCCUUGGGCAAAGCCGCCAUCCGAAGAGUACUUCGAUGGUCUGUAUAAGUAAAGACCAUGUGAUAGGCAAAACCCUGAUCUGGCCUAUCUGGCAAGGACAGGAAACCUCUAGGGAAGAAAAACUUCCCUCUUCGGCAAGGCUUUCCCAAACCUGAAGGCCUACUCAUAAAAGAACAGAGGCCAUGUUUCAGCUUCAUCAGGAUGGAUCAAACCUGCUCCAUAGGAAGUGUAUCCUGAAGUCCAAUUUCUAUCAACGCCACCAUUUUAUUUCUGAACUACCAAGGAAUCCAAGUCGACAAUAGGUGUUGAAUUUUCUCAAAAGAAUCUAAAAAUAGGUGAAAAAACUAUAAGGAUUCAGAUUUGGGACACAGCUGGGCAGGAUAGAUUCCGAGCUAUUACAUCAACUUAUUACAGAGGUGCAAUAGGUGCCUUACUUGUAUAUGAUAUUUGUAAUCACAACAGCUUUGAUCACAUUGACAGGUGGUUAAAAGAAUUAAGAGAUCAUGUGGAUCCAGAGAGUGUUAUUGUGAUGCUCGUAGGAAAUAAAUGCGACUUAGAGGAAAAACGAGCAGUUAGGCCAGAAGAUGCCCUUAGCUUUUCACAGCGAAACAGUAUGGCCUUUAUGGAGACAUCAGCACUAGAAUCAACCAAUAUCGAGCAAGCUUUUGAAAAACUUGUCAGCUUAAUAUACGAAGAAACUAUCAAAAAUCCAGCCAGCUCUAGAAAAAGCGAGAAUUCCAUUGUAGGCCCUACAAAGAAAAUAGAAAAUAAUACCGAAGCAAGAAUCAGCAUCCAAAAAUCCCAGAAAACUAAAACUAGCUGCUGUUAA